Messenger RNA from Colletotrichum truncatum, 1521 nucleotides. RefSeq names its product KH domain-containing protein. The record is from RefSeq and is a predicted model, not a curated record. NCBI's taxonomy places the organism in Eukaryota, Fungi, Ascomycota, Sordariomycetes, Glomerellales, Glomerellaceae. Gene Ontology annotation, molecular function: RNA binding. Gene Ontology annotation, cellular component: nucleus.
AUGGACGACACCGAGCGACGCUCCGCCAAGCGCUCGCGAUUCGACCAGACCGAGCCUGAGCCGCGCAAGGCUUCGAGAUUCGACCGUCGCUCCCGAUCCCCACCCGCAAGACGCUCUGAAUCUGGUAGAGAGCGCAGCCCCGUCGCCAAUGAUCAUGCGACGGAGCCCAAGAAGUCACCCGUAGACGCUGCUGCUGCGGCUGCUGCUGCCGCUGCGCGAAUCAACGCACAACUCCAAGCGAAGAAGGGCAUUCAACAUGUCGAUGUUCCUCCGAUCAAAACAGCGACUCCACCUGCCAACUCGGACGCUCAGUCACCCGAUCCGGCCAACACGAUCAAUGGCGAGAUGUACAUUGCCGAUGGCGACUAUAUCAAAGACAUUGAAGUCAACGAUCUCCGCAACAGAUACCUACUGACUAAAGGAUCGACUCAGAAAAUGAUUAAAGAAGAUACUGGUGCUGAUGUUACUACCCGAGGAAGUUACUAUCCCGAUAAGAGCAUGGCGACGUCCGCGAAUCCGCCCUUGUAUCUGCACGUUACCAGUACAUCGAAGACGGGUCUCGAGCAAGCCGUGGCCAAGAUCGAAGAGUUGAUGAAACAGGAGCUCCCUGCUCUGGUUGAUGAGCGCCGUUUCCGUCGCCGUGACCAGGAGCAGGUUGAGAGAGACGAAUAUGGCAGACGUAAAUGGCCUGAGGAGAAAAUCCCCAUUGGUUUGGAAUCCGUCCCCGGGUUUAACCUCCGUGCUCAGGUGGUCGGCCACGGUGGUGCCUACGUCAAGCAUAUUCAACAGGAGACCCAGUGCCGUGUCCAGAUCAAAGGCCGCGGCUCUGGAUAUUUGGAAGCUGCCACUAAUCGUGAGAGCGACGAAGACAUGUACCUUCACGUGGCUGGUCCUGAUCCGAAAAUGGUUGAGAAGGCCAAAGAGCUCUGUGAAGAUUUGAUCGCCAAUGUCAAGGAGCAGUACGAGGAGUUCAAAAGCAGACCUCCCCGCAGCUACGGCGGCGGCGGUGGUUAUGGCGACCGCUCGCGUAGCCAUGACGGCGGCCAUGGAGGGCAUGGUGGACACGGCGGCUACCAGGGAUAUGGUGGCGGUGGGUACAACUCUGGUCACGGAAGCCACGGUGGUCACGGAGGUCACGGAGGCCACGGUAGCCAUGGCGGUCACAACUCUGGGCAGUCGGCCAGCCCGGCUCCCCCCGGCAGCUCUAACAGCCCUGCUCCUGGAGCUGACUACGCCGCACAGUACGCGCAAUAUUAUGGUGGACAGGACCCCUAUGCCGCUUACGGUGGUUACGCUGCAUACGUUCAGAUGUAUCAGCAGUACUAUGCAGCUGCACAGCAGCAACAGCAGCAAGGUUCGCCUGCACCUCCCGGAGCGUCGGCAUCCCCUCCGCCGCCACCCCCGAGUGAGGCCGCCCCGCCGCCACCUCCGCCAAGCUCUGCUCCCCCGCCUCCGCCUCCCUCUGGCUCUCCUCCGGGGACUGGAGGAUACGGUGCAGUUCCACCCCCUCCCGGCCUUUAG